Messenger RNA from Capsella rubella, 108 nucleotides. RefSeq lists its product as uncharacterized. The transcript has a single exon. The record is from RefSeq and is a predicted model, not a curated record. Lineage: Eukaryota; Viridiplantae; Streptophyta; Magnoliopsida; Brassicales; Brassicaceae. Bases 1 to 108 code for a protein of 35 amino acids.
AUGGCUCUUCUGGUCAUAGAUCUCGGUAUGUUCGAACAUAAAUCGGUGGGCCAACUAUGGGCCAGACCGAUUGUGGAUUGGGUUGAGUAUGUGCGGAUUGGGCUUUGA